This is a messenger RNA of Ostrinia furnacalis (Asian corn borer), 1644 nucleotides long. It is a transcript of the gene GluRS-m, whose product is annotated as putative glutamate--tRNA ligase, mitochondrial. Gene Ontology annotation, molecular function: tRNA binding; glutamate-tRNA ligase activity; ATP binding. Gene Ontology annotation, cellular component: mitochondrion. The record is from RefSeq and is a predicted model, not a curated record. NCBI's taxonomy places the organism in Eukaryota, Metazoa, Arthropoda, Insecta, Lepidoptera, Crambidae. The transcript is spliced from 6 exons. Gene Ontology annotation, biological process: glutamyl-tRNA aminoacylation. The coding region runs from base 111 to 1625 and encodes 504 amino acids.
UCAGCUGUUUAUUGUUGUGGUGAAUUUUAACCUCAAAGUCCAUAUUCAUAAAUGAAAAUCUUUUUAUAUAACCGGAUAUCAAUGUAAAUAUGAGUUGCUAGUGUCUGAAAAUGAAUUCUGUCUUGAAUAAUCGUGUCCUGCCUGUGUCGAUAGUGAAUUUAUGUCGUACUUUUAAGACCAAAGUACCUCGGGUGAGAUUCGCCCCUAGUCCUACGGGAUAUCUCCAUUUAGGUGGUCUGAGGACCGCUUUGUACAAUUAUUUAUUUGCUAAGUCUCGUAAUGGUUCGUUUAUACUUAGAAUCGAAGAUACCGAUCAGACGAGGAAAGUGGAAGGCUCGGUGAAAGCGUUAUUGAAAGAUCUGAAGUGGGCAGGGAUUGAGUGCCACGAAGGCCCUGGGAUCGGUGGCAAAUAUGGUCCGUACGUGCAGAGCGAAAGACUUCCAAUAUACCAAGAACACAUUUCCAAACUGCUAGAGAAUGGUUCAGCAUACAAAUGCUUCUGUACUGAGCGGCGGCUCAACUUACUCCGGAGAGAUGCAGUCAGAUCCCAGCGUAUACCAAAGUACGACAACCGGUGCCGCAGUCUGUCUGAAGAGGACAUCAGUGAAAAGAUCGGGGCUGGCACACCUUAUUGUAUUAGAUUUAAGCUAUCUUCAGACUGCUCAGCAUUCGAAGACCUGAUCUUCGGCGGGAUAGCGUACGACGUGUCUCUCAACGAAGGUGACCCUGUUCUAAUGAAGAGUGACGGCUACCCCACGUAUCACUUCGCCAAUGUGGUGGAUGACCACCUCAUGGAUGUCACACAUGUGUUAAGAGGCGUGGAGUGGCAGAUAUCCACUACGAAGCAUCUACUAAUCUAUAAAGCAUUUGGAUGGACGCCGCCGCAGUUUGGGCAUCUCCCUUUGAUCGUGAAUGCAGACGGCACCAAACUGAGCAAGAGGCAGAGUGACGUGAAAGUAGAAGACUACAGAAAUAAUGGAAUAUUCCCCCUGGCUUUGGUGAACUACAUCACGCUGUCCGGAGGAGGUUUCGACCACGUGCCGGGCGCCGGCGUCCGGCUGAAGUCAAUGGACGAGCUUGCUGAAGAGUUCCAAAUCGACAGGAUAUCCUCGCACCCUAGUCGUCUCAACCCAGACCUCCUUCAAGAAUGCAACAGACUGGAGAUCAGGCGGCAACUACAAGACGACCAGCUCUCCCAAACAUUGGUGGCCAAGCUCCAGGAUUUGAUCAAACACACCUACCCCUCACAGACCUUAGACAUUGAGAAAGAACAUAUAAAAACUGUGUUGAAUUGGGCUGUGGCUAGGAUAUCAAAGAUUGAAGAUUUAGUGUCUUCCAAAUUCGGCUUUCUUUGGAUUCUUCCUUCAAAUAACCAAAUGGAUAUCGACAAAGAUUUGUUACAUCGGUUAGUUGAAUACCUCGAAACGCAAGAGGUGUUUGAAGAACCCGUUUUAAAGGAUAAGCUUAGAGAGUUUUCUAAGAACAACAAUAUAAAGUUUCCGGAGUUGAUGAAGAUAUUGCGUUCGGUGCUAAGCGGACUAAACGAAGGGCCGGGAGUGGCUGAAAUGAUGCACUUGUUAGGGAAAAGUCAGUCGUUGGAAAGAAUAAAGGCGGUUGUGCGGUAAGAAGUUUGUUUUAUUUUAU